Molecule: messenger RNA, 972 nt
Organism: Populus euphratica (Euphrates poplar)
Lineage: Eukaryota; Viridiplantae; Streptophyta; Magnoliopsida; Malpighiales; Salicaceae
Product: transmembrane protein 136
Exons: 5
Coding region: 218-916 (232 amino acids)
Cellular component (GO): membrane
Source: RefSeq, a predicted model, not a curated record
AUAAUAAUUUACUCUCUGAACGUCCUUGAACAUUUAUAUAAUGCAUAUAAGGUUGUGCUAAAUUUGCUACCUGUCCUCUUCAUUUAGCUUUGCCGAACUGUUCAGUUCCGUCUUCUUUGUCUUAUCUUUGACCAGCUUCUGUUUACAAAGGGGAGGUUUUGAACUAUCCUGCGUUGUUUUUGAGCGAUUCUUGAUAGAAAAGAAAGAGGGACAGCUAAUGGAAGAGCGUAUUUUAAGAAUAAUCACAUUGGGAAUCAUUUCAUGGACAACAGCAUUUCAUCUCUUUAGAAAGUUCUUGCCAAAGCGAUCUUUUGAAUUCUGCAAUCGCCUGGUUUCUACGGUCCAUGCAACUUUAGCUUUUACACUUGCUUCUCUCACUGUUGAAGACUGGACAUGUCCAGUUUGUCCUCUGUCUUCGAGACCUUCACCCAGUCAGAUGCAAACCCUGGCAGUUUCCCUUUCUUAUCUCAUUUAUGAUCUGAUAUGUUGUCAAUUCGACAAGCGAGUCACCAUUGACAACACAAUACACCAUUUGGUUAGCAUUGUUGGUAUAGGAGCAAGCCUUGCCUAUGGGAAGUGUGGAUCAGAAUUGAUUGCAGCCCUAUGCAUAACAGAGAUCUCCAGCCCUUUCCUUCACCUGAGAGAACUUCUCAAGGAGCUUGGUUACAGGGACACUGACCUUAAUUUGGCUGCUGAUAUCUUAUUUGCAGUUGUAUUCUCGUUUGCAAGAAUGGUUUUUGGGCCUUACCUUGCUUGGGUGACUCUUACAGCCGACAACCCUCUCGUUAUCAAGGCAAUGGCAGUGGGAUUGCAGCUGGUUAGUGCUUACUGGUUCUUCAAGAUUGCCAGGAUGAUGAACUACAAGCUAACCAAAAGGGUUGCAUCUAAAAACCUAGUCGACAUUGAAAAAUUGUAAAAUAAAGUUUAAUGAUUUUGUAUAACAAAAUAAACCCACGACCAUAUGUUGUGGUU